AGGAAAAGUUAACUAUCUUUGUAAUGGCAGGAGGACGAGCAGCGGCUGCAGCUCUUACUUUUAGAGGAAGAGUGCAGGCUCUAUCUUCAUCUGGUUCAUUUGAAUCAGGAAAUGCAUUUCGGGGUUGGAUUUCAGGAGUUCUCGCCAUUCCUGCAGCAGCUUACAUGCUCCAGGAGCAAGAGGCACAUGCUGCCGAGAUGGAGCAAACUUUCAUUGCCAUCAAGCCAGACGGAGUUCAGAGAGGACUGAUUUCAGAAAUCAUAUCUCGCUUUGAGCGCAAAGGUUAUAAACUUGUUGCUAUAAAGAUUUUGGUUCCUUCAAAGGAUUUUGCCCAGAAGCAUUAUCAUGAUCUGAAGGAGAGACCAUUCUUUGAUGGCUUGUGUGAUUUUCUUAGCUCUGGACCAGUCAUUGCAAUGGUUUGGGAAGGUGAAGGAGUAAUAAAAUAUGGUCGUAAACUUAUUGGAGCUACAGAUCCCCAGAAAUCAGAACCUGGUACCAUCCGAGGGGAUUUGGCCGUUGUGGUUGAAAGAAAUAUAAUCCACGGCAGCGAUGGUCCAGAGACAGCCAAGGAUGAAAUUAAACUGUGGUUUAAACCCGAGGAGUUGGUUAGUUACACAAACAAUGCUGAGAAGUGGAUCUAUGGAGUCAAUUAAUGACAUUUUCUCGUUAUAUUUUUUUGAAGUCUUCUUGCAACAUAGAUCCCCAUGUAAAGAGUGGGUACUUAGAACAAAAUUAUCCAAAUAAUGCCAGUUUCAACAUUAUUCUGCGGGAAACCACCAGCCAAGCUUAAUCACUUGAAAUAAUGAACUACACACUUGUGACUCUUGCUUAUGGCAAUUUAUACCCUUUGUAAUAAUGUGGUUCCAAUUUCACAAGGCCUUUUCUGAUUGUUUCUAUAGAUUGUUAUGAAGUGUUAAUUUUUA
Molecule: messenger RNA, 923 nt
Organism: Olea europaea var. sylvestris
Lineage: Eukaryota; Viridiplantae; Streptophyta; Magnoliopsida; Lamiales; Oleaceae
Product: nucleoside diphosphate kinase 3-like
Exons: 6
Coding region: 24-653 (209 amino acids)
Biological process (GO): CTP biosynthetic process; GTP biosynthetic process; UTP biosynthetic process
Molecular function (GO): nucleoside diphosphate kinase activity
Source: RefSeq, a predicted model, not a curated record